This is a messenger RNA of Jatropha curcas, 1452 nucleotides long. RefSeq names its product RTF2 RING-finger protein. Gene Ontology annotation, biological process: mitotic DNA replication termination. Gene Ontology annotation, molecular function: protein binding. Lineage: Eukaryota; Viridiplantae; Streptophyta; Magnoliopsida; Malpighiales; Euphorbiaceae. Gene Ontology annotation, cellular component: nucleus. The record is from RefSeq and is a predicted model, not a curated record.
UAAAAUGACAGUAUCCUGUCCGGUUGUGUUUCUCGUUAACGAAGUCGGUGACUCCAGCUAUCUCAAACCUUAAAAAUCUAUUCUAUUCAAAUCUCUCUGCAAGUCCUAAAUUCUGCAAUUUUCCCUGUCGAAGCUUUAAAUCUGACAAACCCUGAGGAGACGUCUUCGAAAAUGAAGCAAAAACCACAACAAAUCUUUCUUCAAUUCCCAAACUCUCAAGUACAAACCCUAACCCUAGAUCAUUCCCAAGUCACAACCCUCCAUAGCCUCAAGCUCUCUCUUUUUCCCAAUAAUCGAAACCUGUCCUCUUUCUAUUUCACUCUCAAUGGAAAACUCCUUCAUGACUCUUCUCCUAUUCCAAAUCCCCAAAUUUCCUCUCUUUCUACCCUCGUCCUGCAGUCCCGCCUCCCUGGAGGUGGUGGUGAUGGCGGCGCUACGGGUGCUGAGUCCCGCGAUUGCUAUCUCAACAUGUACGCUGUUAAAAAGCCUGAUAAGGUGGAUCCGAAUGAGCAGAGACUAUCUAAAUGGCUCAAUUGCGCUCUCUCGAAUGAGCCGUUGACUCAGCCUUGCGUUAUUGAUAAACUGGGUAAUGUUUUCAACAAGGAAGCGUUAGUAGAGGCUUUGAUAGGGAAAAAGUUGCCUAAGGAGUUUGGAUACAUAAGGGGUUUAAAGGAUAUGAUAAACAUCAAGCUGGAACCAAUUCCUGGCGGGCAAUUGAGUGAUGCUAGGUUCCAUUGUCCCAUAACAGGGCUGGAGUUUAAUGGAAAAUACAGGUUUUUUGCUUUGAAGAAUUGUGGCCAUGUUUUGAGUGCUAAGGCUUUGAAAGAGGUAAAGUCAUCAGCUUGUCUGGUCUGUUACAAGGAAUAUGAGGAAUCUGAUAAGAUUGUGAUAAAUGGGAAUGAAGAGGAGGUGGCGGUUUUGAGGGAGAGAAUGGAGGAGGGGAGAUUAAAGGUGAAGGAUAAGAAGACAAAGAAGGUGAAGAAUGGAGAAGAGGUGUUGGGUGUUAAUGGAGAAGAGAAUGUGGGUUUGGAUUUGCCUAGAUUAAGUGGAAAAAAGCAUGGGAUCGUUGAUGCUAAGGAUGUAGAGAAGGUUGUUGGUAGAGCGGAAGGAAAUGGGAAGCUUGAGAAUGUGAAAGGAGUAAGUAAUGGUGCGGCAGCGAAGCGGUUUAAGGCAGCAGAUAUGGCACCAGCUAAUGCGAACAAAGCUGUCUAUGCAUCAAUAUUUACUUCUUCAAAAAAGUCUGAUUUUAAGGAGACUUUUACUUGUAGGUCACUCCCACUUGGUAGGAACUGAUUGUGAAGGUCUGUGAAGACAUAAUGUGUCCAUUUGUGAUGCUUUUGAUUUACUUUGUAAGCUGUAAUUUACAGUUCAACCAUUUUCCUUAGUAAUUGUGCUUUGCAUGACGGAAUAUUACAUGAUUUUUUCUGUCUCUUAAUGGCCUAUUUCUGCUUA